AUGAAGUCCAGGCGAGAUAAACUGAAGAUCCCCUCUCUGACUUUAGAUUUGUCCCCCACUUGCCAGAGCCCGACCCUCCUGAGCCCCUGCAGCCCCUGCAGUCCCUGCAGCCCCUUGCAAACCCUGCAUCCCUGGAGCUGUCGCAGCAGCAACAGGAAGAGUCUCGGUGUUGGGACACCCUCACCCACGCUCUCACGGCCACUUUCCCCACUCUCCCUCAACACAGCUGUGAGCAGCCCUCUAGACAGCCCUCGAAAUGUGUCAACCAGUGCCUGUCUCAACUUUCCAUUUGCCCGAAGUCACUUGGCUCGUGCUGAAAGAGCUGAGGGCCGACGAUGGUCUCUGGCUUCCCUUCCUUCAUCCGGCUAUGGAACCAAUCCGCCCAGCUCCACCGUCUCGUCAUCCUCGUCCUCCCAGGAGCGUCUUCAUCAGCUUCCCUACCAGCCGACACAAGAUGAGCUUCAUUUCCUCUUCAAGCACUUCCGCAGCACAGACAGCAUAACUGAUGAGGAUGGGAGGCCCUCUCCGGUCAUACGGCCUCGUUCAAGGAGCCUCAGUCCUGGAAGAUCAACGGUCUCCUUUGAUAAUGAGAUAGUCAUGAUGAACCAUGUUUACAGAGAGCGUUUCCCAAGGGCCACGGCCCAGAUGGAGGAGCGCUUGUUGGAGAUUGUCACCCAUUACUCUCCAGACAGCUCCCUCCCCUUGGCGGACGGCGUGCUGGGCUUCAUCCAGCACCAGCUGGUGGAGCUGGUCAGAGACUGUCUGGACAAGUCUCAGAAAGGCCUGGUUACUUCCCGAUAUUUCGCCGAGCUGCAGGAGAAGCUGGAAAAGCUGUUGCAUGAGGCCUUUGACCGCUCCGAAAGCGAGGAGGUAACCGUCAUCACCCAGCUGGUGCGGAAGAUCCUCAUCAUAAUCUCUCGGCCGGCUCGUCUUCUUGAAUGUCUGGAGUUUGACCCGGAGGAGUUUUAUCACCUGCUGGAGGCAGCAGAGGGCCAUGCCAAAGUGGGUCGGGGGAUUAAGACAGACAUCCCACGGUACAUCAUCAACCAGCUCGGUCUGACCCGAGACCUGCUGGAAGACAUGGUGCAGCUCGAACAUGAUGCCAGUCCUUUAGCUUCGGUGGAGCCAGAGGCUGCAGUAGAGAAUAAAGCCCCCCAGACACUGACUCCAACCCGAAGGAAACCUCUAGAGAGUGAUUUUGAGACCAUCAAACUCAUUAGUAAUGGAGCUUAUGGGGCGGUGUAUUUGGUCCGCCACAAAGAGACACGGCAGCGGUUUGCCAUGAAGAAGAUCAACCGCCAGAACCUGGUGCUGAGGAACCAGAUCCAGCAGGCGUUUGUGGAGCGGGAUAUCCUGACUUUUGCUGAGAACCCCUUCGUUGUCUCCAUGUUCUGCUCUUUUGAGACACGCCGCCACCUCUGCAUGGUCAUGGAGUACGUAGAAGGUGGAGAUUGUGCUAACCUGCUGAAGAAUAUGGGCCCUCUGCCUGUUGAAAUGUCCAGAAUGUACUUUGCUGAGACAGUUCUGGCACUGGAGUACCUUCACAACUAUGGCAUUGUACACCGUGAUCUUAAACCUGACAAUUUGUUGAUCACAUCCAUGGGUCACAUUAAGCUGACCGACUUUGGCCUGUCCAAAAUCGGCUUGAUGAACAUGACAACCAACCUGUAUGAGGGUCACAUAGAGAAAGAUACAAGGGAAUUCAUUGAUAAACAGGUGUGUGGCACUCCUGAGUACAUCGCUCCAGAGGUGAUUCUAAGACAGGGCUAUGGAAAGCCAGUGGACUGGUGGGCCAUGGGGAUCAUCCUGUAUGAGUUCCUGGUUGGCUGUGUUCCUUUUUUUGGAGACACACCUGAAGAGCUUUUUGGGCAGGUCGUCAGUGAUGAAAUCAUUUGGCCAGAAGGAGACGACGCCUUACCUGCGGACGCCCAGGACCUGAUCACUCGCCUACUGAGGCAGAGCCCUUUAGAACGACUGGGAACAGGUGGCGCCUCUGAGGUAAAACAGCACCCUUUCUUUGUGGGUUUGGACUGGAACGGACUCCUCAGACAGAAAGCAGAGUUCAUUCCUCAGCUGGAAGCGGAAGACGACACCAGUUACUUUGACACUCGUUCUGAUCGCUACCAUCAUUUGGCAUCUGAUGAAGAUGAGGAAACAAAUGAUGAAGAGUCAUCUUUAGAAAUCAGGCAGUUUUCUUCCUGGUCGCAUCGCUUUAGCAAGGUUUACAGCAGCACAGAACAUCUAGCAACACCGUCCAACCUCAGCUUCUCUUCAGACCGCAGCCACAGUGAAGAGAAGGAAGACCGCGGUGAUAUUGGAAGUCUGAAUUUGUCUCUGAGUCCAGCAGAUGGCUGUUUGGAGAACAGACACUCUGCACGCAUGGCCAGCCUUCGCCCGCGGGCCUCCUCCAGCUCCUCACAGUCUGAAAGGAGCGCCAGUCCACUGGUGAUGAGCAGCACCCACAGCCUGGAAACGAUGCCCCGCUUCGCCCUCUCCACCGAUGAUGAAGCUGAAGUGGUGGUGUCAAACCUCAGGAGGAUCAGGAUUCGCAGCAACAGCACCGGGGCAAAACACUCAUCCCCCAAGGACCCAGCAGGGCCUCGACGCUUCGGUAACCAGCUGGAGACACCGGACAGACAGAGGCCUCCCUGCGGAGGAAAGGUUCCAAAGUCUGCAUCCGUCUCAGCCCUGUCCCUCAUCAUCACUGCAGAUGACUCGCCGAGCGGCCUCCAGCCCAGUCCCAUUUCACCACGUUCACUGUCUUCCAACCCGUCGUCUCGUGACUCGUCUCCUAACAGGGACUUCUCCUUCAGCCCAGGCAGCUUAAAGCCUCCCAUCAUCUUCCACACCUCAGGAAAGAAGUACGGCUUCACUGUGCAAGCCAUCCGAGUCUACAUGGGCGACAGCGACGUCUACACCGUCCAUCAUAUGGUGUCGAGUGUGGAGGAGGGGAGCCCGGCUCACCAGGCAGGCCUCCGCACUGGAGACCUCAUCACCCACGUGAAUGGAGAGUCCGUACAGGGCCUGGUCCACCCAGAGCUGAUAGAGCUGCUGCUGAAGAGCGGAAACAAGGUGGCUCUGCAGACCAUAGCUCUGGAGAACACCUCAAUCAAAGUGGGUCCAGCCCGGAAGACCAAACACAAAGGGAAGAUGGCCAGACGCAGCAAGAAGAGCAGAAAAAGGGAUAACUAUGACAGGCGACGGACCAUCUUAAAGAAACUGUCCAAGCAGAGCACGGUGAUGCACAGCCGCAGCUUCUCCUCAGGUCUUCAUCACUCUGUGUCCUCCAGCGAGAGCCUCCCUGGCUCCCCGACACACAGCUUGUCCCCUGGUCCCUCUACGCCCUCCAGGAGCCCCGCACCAGAUCAUCAGGGCUGUGACAACAACUCUCCUCAGAGCACAUCACCUUGCUCCAGUUCUCCCAGUUCUCCCGCUACACACAUCAGACCCAAUUCUCUGCACGGUCUCGGCUCCAAGCUCAGCACUCAAAGAAUCACCAAAGUGGGCCGUCGGAAGUCGACCAGUAAUAUCCCACCAUCUCCUCUGGCCUGCAACUCUUCCUCAUCCUCCAACCAGCCUCUGUCGCCGCAGCGCUCUCCGUCCCCUCUGCCAGGCUUUGCCAAAAAUCUCCACACGUAUCACGGUAAAACCUUAUCGCCGCCCACCAUCGUCAGGCACAUCGUGCGGCCCCGCAGCGCAGAGCCCCCUCGAUCUCCAUUGCUGAAGAGGGUGCAGUCAGCUGAGAAGCUAUCUGGUGUUUACCUCAGUGAUAAAAAGUCAUACGCCCCCCGCAGGCAUACAUUGGAGGUGCCGUUUUAUUGCGAGGGUGACUUUCUGGCAGACUCUGAGGUAGAGGGUGGGAGCUUUUACAUCGGUGCAGACCACAGCAGGCUGGGAGGUUACAUGAGCAACCAAAGGUUGAGGGACUCUGGCAGCGAACGGUCGGAGCAGCUGGUGGUGAUGCGGAAGCUCAACCUAUCAGAGCGACGGGACUCUUUCAAAAAGCAGGAGGCGGUACAGGAGGUAAGCUUCGACGAACCGGAGGAGAAAAGCAGCAGCUGCUCGAUGGCGGGAACCGCCACAGCUCCAGGACUCCAAACGAGGCCCCUGCAGCAACAGAACAGGACAGGCUGGACGGGGAGUCGGCCACAGAGCAGAGAGGAGCUGGAGACGGAGGCGCCCGUCGUAAGGAGGUUCACCCUCGUUCCUCAGAUCGCUGUGCAAGGGUCGACGGAGAGCGAGGAGCAGGACGAGUGGGAGCCCUGCUCAGAUGGAGAGGAAGGAAACGAAGACCCCGAGCCGGACGUGUCUUCAUCCCAGCUGCAACAAACAGAGCGUCCCGCUUCUGAUCAGCACCAGGCAGCAGGAACAGCUCCGGCGGCUCAUCAGAGCGCAGAGAGGAGCGAGGAAGCCCAGCAAACACAACCACCCAGGAAGUGA
Molecule: messenger RNA, 4440 nt
Organism: Cyprinodon variegatus (sheepshead minnow)
Lineage: Eukaryota; Metazoa; Chordata; Actinopteri; Cyprinodontiformes; Cyprinodontidae
Gene: mast3b
Product: microtubule associated serine/threonine kinase 3
Exons: 28
Coding region: 1-4440 (1479 amino acids)
Biological process (GO): intracellular signal transduction; peptidyl-serine phosphorylation
Molecular function (GO): ATP binding; protein binding; protein serine/threonine kinase activity
Source: RefSeq, a predicted model, not a curated record